Nicotiana tabacum (common tobacco) is the source of this 499-nucleotide messenger RNA. The record is from RefSeq and is a predicted model, not a curated record. NCBI's taxonomy places the organism in Eukaryota, Viridiplantae, Streptophyta, Magnoliopsida, Solanales, Solanaceae.
GUCAGCUUAUUGCAAUUAUUAUCUAAAGCUAUUGUUUACUUUUGCAGGAAUUCAUCCACUCCACAGUCCGAUGACCUCCUUAAUCAAGCACCUCGUUUGAGCUCUAUGAAUGAUGUCGGAAAGGCAAAAAGUGUGGUGUCAGAUCCUCAGUUUGAGGAACGGUUGCAAGCAGUAAAAAGGUUGGCACUAAAGCAGAAAAAAGCAGAGGAAGAGAAAGCAUACGGAGCAAUUGACUAUGAUGCUCCGGUCGAGUCCGAAAGUACUACAAUCGGAUUGGGUACCAAGAUUGGAGUUGGAGCAGCUGUUAUUGUAUUUGGACUCGUAUUUGCACUUGGUGACUUUCUUCCUUCUGGAAGUGUUAGUCCCACUGAGGAGAUUGCCAGCACUGAUAAGAGAAUUGCUGAAGAUGAGAGAGCUAACCUCCUGAAGACGCUUCAGCAGAUUGAGGCAACACUGGCUUCAUCACCAGAGGAUUCAAUCUCCCUUGAAGUGAGUUAUU